GCAAUCCGAAUGAAUCAACAUGGCGGCCUCCAUGCAAAGAAAUGUUGCUCUUUUAAAAUUAAGUAAAUUAGCUAAUAUUAAGAAAAUGCAGAAAGUACAGCAAUGGUAAGAAUUAAAAUUGAGAACCCCAUUGUCUGUACUGAUCUCAAAGAUGGAACAAAAUAAAUAUUUGAUGAUUACCAGUGAUGAUUACGGAUACAGUGACACAAGAGAUGAUGGCAUACUGGAAUGUUUUAAAUCAGGGGCAAUAACUGGAGCUGCUGCCAUUGUGAAUGGGGUUUCCAUAGAAUCAGGAGUGGCCAAGGCCAAGUUGUGCGGAAUGCCUUUGACCUUGCAUCUGAAUCUGACUGAAGGACAUCCUGUUGGUAGUAACUACACAACACUUACCAACAAGCAUGGAUCAUUGCUUGGAAAGAUGGGGUUCCAAGAAGCAAUCAGUAGAAAUUCCAUAAGUGGGCAAGAGAUUCGUGAUGAAAUCCAGAGCCAGAUUGACCGAUUCACACAACUGACCAACUACAAGCCACCUAAAGUUGAUGGUCACCAACAUGCUCAUGUUGCUCCAGGUGUGGCAGAGAUAUAUGCAGAUGUAUUACACCACAACGGAAUUGGAAUGACAAGACUUCCUAUAGAAACUGAAGCAGAAGACUCUGCAAGAAGCGAAUUUCUCAAAACAAUUGUGAUACAAUCCAUGGCUGCGUCAGUUACUUGUCAGGAGAAGAAAAUAUGGUCCCCCAACUUUGCUGGUCUGGAUACCAUGGGAAACAACAUGACACUGCCACGCUUGCAGCAGAGUGUCCUUAAAGCCUUUCAGAGGAGUUCUCCCACUCAAGAAGUUAGCAUUGCUGUUUCACAUCGGCCUGCAAGUUUCAGAGAACCACCAGCAGACCAAUUCUGUGAGUUGAUGGUGCACCCUGGGUACAAAACAGGGGAAAGUGGAGGCUGUGGUGACGGGCCUGACGACUUCUCUCGAAGUGGUGACCGUGAGCAUGAAAUGAGAAUUCUCAUGAGUCAGGAUAUGAAGGACUUCUGGGCCAAGCAGGAUAUAAAGCUUAUUUCUUUCAAAGACAUAACUUUUAUUUAAAAUUACAUUUCUAAUACACAUAUGUAUUUAGUAACAAAACUUUAAUACCAACACAUGAUUAAAAAUAAGAGGGCCUGAAAGGCCCAAAGUCGCUCAACUGAGAUUCAAAGGAAUUGACCUGUUCUGUGCAGCCCAAGAUGUCAUUAGAACAAUAUGUUCUUACCAACUUUCAUGACUAGUGAACACCCUGGCAGCCACGUUUUUCAACAGACCAGAACCAUUUUCAUACACAUCCAAGAUAUCAUUUAAACAAAUAUACUGACAAAGUUUCAUGAAGAUUCAUAAGUCCAUAUAAGGAAAAAUGCCCCGCCCACUGGUGGCCAUGCUUUUCAAGCGACUGGAACCAUUUUCGAACUUGUCCAAAAUAUCAUUGGGACAAAUCUUCUGACAAAGUUUCAUGAUGAUCGUACAAUAAAUAUGGCUUCUAGAGUGUUAACAAGGUUUAACUAUAGCUAUAUAAGGAAAAAUGCCACGCCCCCUUGGCGGCCAUGUUUUUCCACCAACCGGAACCAUUUUCAAACUCAUCCAAGAUAUCAUUGGGACAAAUCAUCUGACCAAGUUUCAUGAUGAUCGGACAAUAAAUGUAGCCUCUAGAGUGUUAACAAGGUUUUACUAAAGCAUGAUAUACAGCCAUAUUAGGAAAAAUGCCCAGCCCCCUUGUGACCAUGUUUUUUAAGCAACUGAAACCAUUUUCGAACUCAUCCAAGAUAUCAUUAGAACAAAUCUUCUGACCAAGUUCCAUGAAGAUCGGAAAAUAAAUGCGGCCUCUAGAGUGUUAACAAGGUUUUACUAUAGCCAUAUAAGGAAAAAUGCCCCGCCCCCUGGCAGCCAUGUUUUUCAACCAACCGGCAUCAUUUUUUAACUCGUCCAAGACCAAAUUUCAUGAACAUCAGACAAUAAAUGUGGCCUCUAGAGUGUUCACAAGGCAAAAUGUUGACGACGGACGAUGCACGACAGACAAAAAGCGAUCACAAAAGCUCACCAUGAGCACGUUGUGCUCAGGUGAGCUAAAAAAUGUUUUUCAUUUAAUAACAAGCAUUGAUUUGCGAUUAAGAAGCAUCACAUACAGAAUACAACAGUACAACAAUUGUAGCAGACUAUCAUGAACUAUAAAUUAAUGUAUACUGUUUAAAAAUGUAUUAAUAAAUUGAAUACCUUUUUAA
This is a messenger RNA of Dreissena polymorpha, 2244 nucleotides long. RefSeq names its product carbohydrate deacetylase-like. The transcript is spliced from 7 exons. The coding region runs from base 152 to 1081 and encodes 309 amino acids. NCBI's taxonomy places the organism in Eukaryota, Metazoa, Mollusca, Bivalvia, Myida, Dreissenidae. The record is from RefSeq and is a predicted model, not a curated record. Gene Ontology annotation, molecular function: deacetylase activity. Gene Ontology annotation, biological process: carbohydrate metabolic process.